Molecule: messenger RNA, 3036 nt
Organism: Populus euphratica (Euphrates poplar)
Lineage: Eukaryota; Viridiplantae; Streptophyta; Magnoliopsida; Malpighiales; Salicaceae
Product: vesicle docking protein
Exons: 8
Coding region: 225-2864 (879 amino acids)
Biological process (GO): vesicle-mediated transport
Source: RefSeq, a predicted model, not a curated record
CCGAACUCAGGCCCAUAUGCUAGUUGCAUCCCCUUCGGGUUCUCCCUGCGGUGUUUCUUUGCAUCAGCACUGCUCUGUAGAUUCUUAAUGCUUUUGCUUCUAGUGGAAUUUCCUCAGCUAUCGGUCCUUGGAAAAUCACUUCAGAGAAACCUUCUUUCUGUCCAAAUCGAUCUGGGAGUCACAACGAGUUUAGGCCUCUUAGACAAGCGGGUUUCAUUUUAAACAUGGCUGUGGUCGAUGUAAUCAAAUCAUGCCUUGAUUCCAUUUCCCAAAUAUCAGAGCAUGUUGAGGGUGCCAUUCUUUAUCUCGAUUCUGGAUGCACGGAAAGUUUCCAAUUCGCUGGAGCAUUUCCUGUGCUGCUCAAACUUGGAGUGAGAGCUAUUUGCAGCCUGGAAAACAUGUGUUCGCUUGAUUCGGUGGUUAAUUGGAACUCAAAUUCCGAUCCUGCAUUGAAAAUUGUGGUUAUGACAUCUCGUCUACUAAGCGAUGCACAUCGAUAUAUUCUACGUUGCCUGAGUACACAUAAAGGUGUUCAUCAAUGUACAGUAUUUACAUCUAUCUCUGAGCUAGCCCAAUCAGCGUACCCUGAUUCACCUCUGGGACCAGAUGCAUUCCAUGAGUAUGAAAUCUUGCUUCUUCAAGAUUAUGAGGAGAUUGUAAAGAAGAGUCAGAAAAAAGCUUCGCACCCAGAGGUUAGCAACUUCCAGGAAAGUUUAACAUUUGAAGAUGAAGGAUGGUCACGGCUCACAUCCAGUGAAGAGGCUGUCUCUCACUCUGAAGCUACUUCAAGUGGGAAAUAUUUUUUUGGAGAUAGCCAUACAGAAUAUUUAGGGAAAAAACUGGUCGUUUUGGUGCAUCACUUUCCCAUGAUUUUGUGUCCCUUUUCUCCUAAAGUUUUUGUGUUGCCUUCAGAGGGUUCAGUUUCUGAAGCAUACUUGUCAGCCAAACAUGAGGAUUCUCUUAGCCCUGGAUUGCCUCCUAUAAGUACUGGAGUGCCUCCUGAUGGUGAUGAUGUUCCUCCUGGGGCCCUUCUUACAGCGCAUUUUCUUUACCAUCUGGUUGCUAAGAUGGACCUGAAAAUGGAAAUAUUUUCCCUUGGUGAUUUAUCAAAGACUGUUGGGAAGAUUAUGACAGACAUGUCAAGUCUUUAUGAUGUGGGGCGCCGUAAACGUUCUGCUGGGCUGUUACUCAUUGAUCGCACACUUGAUCUCCUUACUCCAUGCUGCCAUGGGGAUUCACUUGUUGAUUGUAUGUUUUCAUCUUUGCCCCGAAGAGAAAGAACAACAUCCUAUUCCUCCAUGAAAGGUUCAAAAACCCAACUCAAACUUGUUCCUUCUAGCCUACAACGUGCACCUCUUGAUGUUCAGAUACCUCUUGGAAAAAUAUUACAAGAAGAAAAAUCCGAUACAAAUGAUGAUGUUCAGAUACCUCUUAGAAAAAUAUUACAAGAAGAAAAAUCCGAUACAAAUGAUUCUCAGCUCGCAGAAAGAAUUGAAGCUUUUCUGGGUGGGUGGGAUGCCUGCAAUUCUUCUCCUGAAACUGUGGACUUAGUAAAUCUCUGCAAUAAAGUUCAUGAUGGGAAGUCCUUUCUCUCUGAGAUUCAGCUGCUCAAUGGAUCCUUUGUUUCCACUGAAACAUUUCGUGGAACACCAUUUAUGGAAGCUAUUUUGGACAGAAGAACAAAAGAUGGAGCAUUGCUGGUAAAGAAGUUGCUUCAGGAAACACUACGUCGGCAAAAUAUCACUGUUAAUGUAAAAAUUCGUCCUGGUUUUGUUACAAAAUCAGAGUUGCAACCUAUGAUCAGAGCACUGGCAAAAAGCCAGUCAUCAUUAAUCAGAAAUAAAGGAAUAAUUCAGUUAGGAGCAGCUGUACUUGUGGCGCUUGAUGAAUUAAAUAGUGCCAGAUGGAAUGCAUUUGCCAGUGCUGAGAAAAUAUUGAGUGCCACUGCAGGAGAUACAAGCCAGAGUCUUGGCGCUCAAAUUGGUGAUCUUAUCCAUAAGAGUACUAUGCUGGGAUCAGAUGGAGACAAGAAAACAGAGCAUUUGCAAGGGUUACUUUCUUUUAAAGAUGCUUUGCUCCUUAUGACAGUGGGAUAUAUAUUAGCUGGUGAGAAUUUCCCUACAUCUGGGUCUGGUGGCCCAUUUUCUUGGAAAGAGGAGCAUUUUCUAAAGGAAGCUAUUGUGGAUGCGAUUCUCAAAAAUGCACCAGUGGUGAAACUUAAGUUUCUCGAUGGUCUAACAGAAGAGCUUGAGGCUAACUUAAACAGAAAAAAGUCUGAAGACAAUAUAGAAGCGUUUUCUGAUCAGUUAGAAUUUGAUGACGAUCAAUGGGGCAAAUGGGGUGAUGAAGAAGAAGAUGAUGAUGAUAAGAAUGAUAAAAAACAGGCAUAUAGUGACAUGCAGCUGAAGCUGGAGUUGCUUGACAGGGUGGACAACCUUUUCAAAUCUCUUCACAAGUUAUCUACUGUUAAGAGGAAUUUAUCACUGCGAGAAGGGACAUUUUCUUCGGAAAGUAACUUCACUGGUGAUUCUGACUCAAAUAAGAGUUUAAUCUAUAAGCUUCUGAUCAGAGUGUUGGGAAAGUAUGAUGUACCCGGCUUGGAGUACCAUUCCACUACCGUGGGGCGACUUUUUAAAAGUGGAUUUGGAAGAUUUGGUCUUGGACAGACAAAACCAAGUCUGGCCGACCAAAAUAUCAUUAUGGUUUUUGUAGUUGGGGGCAUCAACGCGGCUGAGGUGCGUGAAGUUCAAGAGGCAUUAUCUGAGAGUGGAAGACCUGAUGUAGAAUUGAUUCUUGGUGGAACAACAUUCUUAACUCCUGACGACAUGCUCACCUUACUAAUGGGGGACUCUAGCUACAUGUGAUUCUGUAGAACAUUUCUGUAACUUAUUAAAGAUAGAUACAAAGAAAAUAAGAGGUAAAACUCAUUUUUUGCGCCAUGUGCUCUUACCAAUUUAUCAAAAAGCCCCUUCAUUAUUACUUUGGUCAAUUGAGCUUCUAUAUUUUCUAUUUCAAUCAAGUGAACAUAGCAUACCA